AUGCCGCCGACUGCAGAGGCCAGUGUGACUGAUCUACUGAAGCAUCUGCGCUUCCACAUCUGCCAUGACAUCAGGAGCAAUCUGCGGCACCUUUCGCCGAUCUAUCAGCGUCUUCUAAGCCCUAAUGAAGGCUCUAGCAACUUGGUGCAUCGUAAGCUACUGGGCGUUCGCACCAAGCUUUUAUCGUGCAGUCCACUUCCACUCGUAUUGAAUGUUGUUGGCCGCAUGGAUCAACUUGUUGAGCGCUGCUUGAAUCUUGAAGAUCAGCAAGACAAGCAGCAGUGUAGAGAAGGUGCAGUUUCAAUCAGCGAAGUGAUGCGUCUGCUGGUAGCCUUAGCAGGUGGAGACAAUGGAGAGACGUUUGUGCUUGAAGACCCCAUGCAGGUCUAUGCAACUGGGAAGAAGCGAAUCGGCGACUGUAUCCGAAUGAGUGAUAUCAAGAUGGUGCAGUGCGCCAACGCGCUUUUCAGUAAGCCACCAGCGUCACUAGAUGAGAACGUACUUUUCUCGCAAAACUUGUUCGAUAAAUUUGGCUAUGGCAUAUCGGACCAACAUACCAGCCUGUGGUGCCCCGGCUCAAGUGUUCUUGAGGACAAAGGACUUCUUGACAUGAUGCCAUCUCAGCAGCGCGAUCGUUUCUUUGGCCUUCCUGGCGCUCCACCAGCUCAGAACAGUAUUGACAGCGAUUUGAUGCAAACGCGUGACUCGACAUCCGUUAAGCCUGUGGGGUGCACGACAGGUCUGCCGCCUACGAACGAAGUGUUUUUCUUUGACAGCACCCAGGAGGUUCACUGCGGAUGGUUAGUACAACCUGCAGACUGGGGAAGUGCGACCGAGACUUCGUCGUCGUACUCAGAUAACUCACUUGAUUCAGCUGAGACCUGGAUAGCACGGACCUACGCGUGGGAGGAUCUCGGAGAUCGGACGGGAUUAUCGGAAGGUUACUGCAGGCCAUCGAGUUGCAAUGGAACAUGGUCACUGCGUGAUCUGGAAAUUCCAAAUGAGUUUGUCGGCAAGUGUUGUGCUGAUGAAAAAAUGCUGGAAAUUCAUGAAGUAGACCUCGUUGAGGAUUUAUUGCGAGCAUUGAGUGGCAUCGACUCGACAAUCCUCCGUCGACACUUUCAGUCCGCGACUUUCCAGUUGCCUGGAAAGCACAUCCUAAAGCUCCGCAACGCCACCGUAUCGUCUACACUAUCUGUUCUAGAGGUGUUUCGUAAAGCAGGCACCGUAGUCAUGCGAAUCGAACUGCUAGCCAUCUAUUAUUCUCAGGAUCCUGCGAGGGGAGGAAAAACGCUUCAGGCAAUGGGAGAUGCCCUCCAGGUAUAUCUGUCAACGCACCGGACCUUAGUGGAAAGCAUAGCACAAGACUGCCUGGUCUCGUCUGAAGUAGUAUCGGUCGCGAAGCUUCUAAGCAAGACUAGCAAGAUGUGCCGCUCCUUAGCAAGUAUCGGGCACGUGUUUGGCUGCGACGACGACGUGUUCUGGCCGUUGCUGCAGCAAGGUACAUUUCCUCGAGGGGUUGCACUCCUCGACCACUUGCACCUCCAUGUGUCUUCCCUAUGUGUGGAAGACGCCUUAGGACACGUACGCGAGUUGGUGACCUGGUUUCUCGUCAAAGCCUGUUCUCCGCUGCUGGCUGUGCUUUCUGACCUCAUCUCGUCAGGGAAGGUUGACCAAAUGACGGAUCUGUUCGAUGAGUUCGAUGUUACGACGUGGAGCAGACGCUCGCUGGAAAAAGCCAUUGCACGAGGAGGGGACGGACUGUUUAGCGAUGAACUAACGAGCGAGGCUGUCCAGACACUACCGGCGUUCCUGGAGAAUAUUGCGCCCUCCAUUGUCCACCUUUGCCAGAUCCAAGCACUCUUACGGAGCGUAAAUGUCAUUUCUUCGACCCACCCGCUGGUUAAUAUGCAACCCCUUGUCUUCAUUUCCAGCAGCAGCAACGCUACUGAGCACGCGGAGAAGUGGCAAUCAGUCAUGGACAAAACAAUGCCAUUUCGAGAAGACGUUGGUAUCCCACAUGCAGUCAGAAUGGAAUCUCACAAGGACAUGUCGGAUGUAACGCUUGCUGCAGCUGAAGAAUUACUGGAACAAAGCAUUGAUAUCGAAGCUCGACGCUCCCAGUCGCAGCGAACAAGUAUGCUGGACGAGCAAAUGUUGGAAGUGAAGCAAGGGCGUUUCCGAUUAGCGCAGGAGAAGAAAGCUAAUGAUGUGGGGCUAGUCGAGAGCGAAUCAGAUGCGGACAAGGAGGCCGACGUUCGUGAGGUUUGUCUUAAUAGCGGCAUAUGGAACCGAUCGGCGAUCAAUCCCACGAACACUGCGGUGGAAGCAAAUGAUGAAACAGGCGCGCGUUCGCGUGCUUCCAGUGGUGACGAAGACGCGAUGACUUCUCGAAUGAGAUCCACGGAUGGCGGCUUCUGGCUGGCUUCUGUAAAACCAAAUAUGGUACAGGAAAACUGUAGCGUCAAUUCAGCUGAUGGUGGUGUUCAAGGCGAAAGCAUCCCGGUGAAUGAUGAAGUCAAUUGUGCAGCGGUAAGCGCGGCAGAAGGUGUCGAGAUGGUGUUGAGCGAUCGACCAGUGGAUCAAACAGGUAAUUCACCGUCGGAAGAUCCACCGCUAGAAGACCACGUUAGUGAAGCCCAUCGACAGCAAAACGCGGGAGGCGAGUGGGACGAUAAGCCCUCAUUGAACGCGAGCGAGUUUAUGGAGAAGGUUGCUGUAAACGCAACACGAGCAUCACUCCCUCAGGUGCACCCAUUCUUUUCGACUACUGUUCCCCAGGACGACAUCGAGGUGUUGACACGUGCAUCGUCACCUGAGGAUACUUCUGAGGCCAAUUUUACUUCAUUUUCGUCGAUUGUCAGCUGUUGCGUGGAGAUACCCGUCCGUCUGGUUGCCCAUAAACUGGAACAGGUGGCAGUGAGUUGGUUUCGCGAUUCGUUGCAGGUGCUUGAGCACCUCCGUUGGCUACGUAAGUUGAUGCUCAUGUCAGAAGGCCUCUGCAUGGAUAUCUUCGCACGCGACUUUCUUGUUGGUUUAAACCCAACCACGCGCGUGAACUGGGGGGUCGAAGACCGUCUCUCAUCAGCUCUCGCUCUUGCAAUGAUUGAGGGCUGCGUGUCAAUGGAUGCCAUGGCACAGAAUUUCCGUUACACGUCUACCCCAGCUCUAUCCCAAUUAUUGAGUAGUCCGACCAUGGCUCCUGCUGUGACCCGUUUACUCAGUGAGAUCGAGUUAGUCUACGAUGUUAACUGGCCACUGGGUUCCGUGAUCACCACCCGCUCGCUAAAUGACUACAAGCAAAUGCACCAGUUCCUUCUCCACGUGAGACUGACAUCCGUGGAAAUGAAAGAAGCGUGGAUGAUUCUACGCUCCGUCCGCCAGCAGCUGUCAUUAGCACUCGAGCGAUUCUGCGCAAAUGCGGUCUACAGAAUGCAGGUUUUUCUCCAUGUAUUUCACGAGGCUUUUGCAACAAAGGUGAUCAUGACAGCAUGGACAGAGCUCGAGCGGUUGUUACAGAAAGCAACGACUCUGGUUGAUCUCCGCCGCUGCCAUGAAGAAUAUGUAUCCAUUGCAUAUCACUGCUGUUUCCUGGACACGCCUGCCGUCGAGAUUCGCUCGGCUCUAUCUGCCGCUUUUGCAGCAGCCUGGAAGUUGACAACAUUCCUGCGUGGUUUGAAGCGACAAAUGCCAGGAAGAGCUUCAGUGGAGACUCCCCUGCGCGCACUAUGUGAUGAUCUCGACACCACUCUCGAAACACUGGUCGGCAGUCUGCGCAACGUCGCUCGAAAUGCAGAACAGAACACGCGGGAGUUUUCAGAAUGCCUUCUGCUCCGGGUCGACUUCAACCAGUAUUACUCCACACGUACCCCAGUCGCCGACAGCAGCUGCAACAGCACCAGCGUAGCAGACUAG
This is a messenger RNA of Peronospora matthiolae, 3915 nucleotides long. NCBI's taxonomy places the organism in Eukaryota, Oomycota, Peronosporomycetes, Peronosporales, Peronosporaceae. The record is from the annotation of a GenBank genome assembly.